Messenger RNA from Hydractinia symbiolongicarpus, 9905 nucleotides. Its product is annotated as protein artemis-like. Gene Ontology annotation, biological process: double-strand break repair via nonhomologous end joining; protection from non-homologous end joining at telomere; interstrand cross-link repair. Gene Ontology annotation, molecular function: damaged DNA binding; 5'-3' DNA exonuclease activity. Bases 962 to 2626 code for a protein of 554 amino acids. The transcript has 16 exons. The record is from RefSeq and is a predicted model, not a curated record. NCBI's taxonomy places the organism in Eukaryota, Metazoa, Cnidaria, Hydrozoa, Anthoathecata, Hydractiniidae.
CUACUUAUACAAAAGGGCUGAGCGAUAGGGUUUUUACAGCCAUUUUACCUCGUUUGUUUCCAUUUGGAAGGUGUAAGGGUGGUGACUUCCAUGCAUAGUAAAACUCUGGCUCUCAUAGUAACACCCUCCCCAACAUAAAAUUCAAGUUAUUUUUGAUCGCCCUUACACCAGGUAAGAAAUUCCUUAAUUCGCGUUUGGACAACAUUUAUGGUUGAGUUCACCCUCAUUUUUUUUAACACAGUUUUAACUUUAAAAAUUUGUAAAUUAAUUCUAACAUGUAUUUUAUUUGUAGUAUAUAAUUAAGCUUUUACGCUUUUUUAUUUCGCAAGCACUUUACGCAGGGGAAACUAUAAAGAAAGUGGGGGAAAUAGCUUGGAAACGGAGUUAAACAGGCUGGAAACGAGGGUAAAUGAUCACAAAACUGGAAAGUCAAGUGGAAAUGAUAGGGAAACCAGGAAACGACUGGGAAACAGGAAAAAUUCUGGAACCUAAUAUUUAUGUAAUUGUUAUCAUGAAGUCGUAAAACUUGAAAAUAGCUAUGUCGUUAAACUUAUUUUACACUGAUGCUUAUACGUUGCAUUUAUUUGAAGUGUUGUUAAAGAAUUUUAUUUAUAUGAUUUUAUUGGUCUGCGCUAUACUUUUAAAAGUGUAGUGUAAAAUCCUAAAAGCUAGAGGGGAGGACAAACAAAAUGAAAAUGUAAGAUAUAAUGAAAAACUACUUAUGUUAUAUAAUAUAAUUUUUGCUGAUAAAUCCAAAUAUGCCACUCAAUUUUCUCAAAAGUUCCUUGUUUUCUUUUUCAAAAUUUGAUAAUGUUAACCCGGAUCCAAGAAUAGUAGUUAUAAUUGUUAUCAUUUUAAGGUCUUAAAUUGUUUUUUUGGGAUGUAUAAUAUUGAAGUAAUAAUAUCUGUUAUAUAUAUAAAGCUGCUUCUUCUAGGUUUAUUAUAAUCAUAUGUAUAUGAAAUGAGUGCAUUUGAUGGUCAUCUGUUAGAAUAUCCAUUUGUCUCUAUUGAUCGAUUUGAUGGAAGUAAUUUGUCAUCUGAAGUGUAUUUCUUAUCUCACUGCCACAAGGAUCAUGUUGUUGGCUUGCUUGACGAGAUGUUUUUGCACAGACUUAAAUCUGGCUUUCCUGAUGUGAAAUUGUAUGCUUCAGAAACAACCAGAAAUUUGAUGUUGUGUGAUCCUGAAAUGCAAUAUGUGGUAGAGUAUACAAUUGGACUUCCUGUACAUCAACAAACAUUCAUUUCAAUUAAGAAGGGAGAAUUGAAAAAGGAAACAAUAGUUGUAACUCCAAUAUCUGCUGGACAUUGUGUUGGAUCAGUAAUGUUUUUAUUUGAAGGAGGUAAAGGUACAGUGCUAUAUACAGGUGAUUUUCGCCUUGGCGAGAAAGAAAUAUCAAAAGUUCCUGCCUUGCAUUGUGGUUUAAAUGUUCGGUGUCUUGAAAGUAUGUAUGUGGACACAACAUUUUGUUGUCCAAAAGUUCCCAGUCUUCCAACUCGGGGAGAGACAAAAGAUUCGCUGAUCAAAAUUAUUAGCAUGUGGAUAUUAAAAGGGCCUAAUUACAUGGUCCAUUUAAAAUGUAAAGGAAGAUAUGGCUAUGAAUACAUUAUGAAAGAAGUUGCAAAGCAUUUUAUGAUGAAGAUCCAUGUAAACCACUGGAGGAUGAAUAUGUGUGCUAAAUUAAGCGACAUGUUAAAACAUUUCACCACUGACGCUUCAUCAACACAAAUCCAUUGUUGUUACUAUGGAAAAAUUAGCACUAACUCAGCAUGUCAUCUACCCUGCGAUUUACAAUACAUUAAUGGUGAACGUAUCAAGAUGAUAACCAUCGUUCCAUCAAGUCUGUAUUUUUUAAGGAAUGGAAUCCCUAAAGAAAACCAUGUUUGGAUACAAUCACAGAAGCUGUGGAGAGUUGUUCAUUCCAUGCAUGCUUCUUAUAACGAGAUCAGAGAGGUGGUAGGAUAUCUGAAGCCACAGAAUAUAUACCCAUGCGUUCCACCUGUUGAUUGCCAAGAUAUUUUAAAAGCAUAUGAUAGAUUGCAAGAUCUAAGACAAACCUCUGACUCGCAAAACAGUGACUUAGUUGAUGAAAAACUUGAAGAGGAAAUCAGCGAAGGAAAAAUCAGCUGGACUGCGAAUUUACAAAGCAAAAAUUUGUUGUCUCCAAGAUCAGCGAGCAGACAUCACAGAUCUCUUGGGUUUGAAAAAAUAAGAAAUUUAACAAGCCCGCCACCUCGCAGAAAACGCAGACGAAGACAACUUACCACGUCGAACAAAGUAAACAAAAAAGAACACUUGUCUGAAAUAAAAGAAAUAGUGCUUGAAGAUGAGAAUACAGAUACUUUGUUAUAUCAAGCGUUCGGUAAAAUACACGAAGAAAAAUGUAUCCAAGAUUCAUCUGGUGAAGAUUUAACUGCAACUAUUAUUGAGGGUAAACGUUCGAAUAAAUUUAUAAUUGAACGAGGUAGUAUUCUAUCGAAUGAUGCAGCGGUCAUCAAUAAUUUUCCACAAAUCUCACAAAUCUGUGACAAAGAAUCUAGUCAUAAUUCAGAUACCGGGUGUAUUAAAAAGGAGAGAAUAAUCGACCACAGGAAAGGAGAUACCCCAUAUUGUGGUAGUAGUCAUUAGCGAAACCUGUGAUGAUUUGCAGAAUAAUAGCAAAGUUGUUUAAGUAGCAAUUUUGUUCAGUGAUGAUGAAACUGACUCAGAUCGUACUUUAAAUUUAAAUAAUAGGGGGAGGGGGUCACACUAGAAUUUUAAAGCAUGCUGUAAAUUUAAAACACGAUUUAAAGCAUGCUUAACAAGACGUAUGAUAUACGCAAACAACCUCGCGAAUAAUGUUUACAAAAAGCUGUCUAUCAAAUUGGGAUUUUUGUUACGAAGUUAGACACGACAUAUUUUACUAUUCAGAUACGCAAUAAUAUUUGUUACACACUUAUUUUUCAAAAUUGAUUUGUGAGACCUUCCUGAACGGAGAAUUCCUCGAACUUUUAAUUUUCGAUGGGUCCGUCUUGGGUGAACCGACUGACAGGAAGAAGAAAGACCACAAACCCACAAACCCCAAAAUUUGCGAAAUUCAUUAAUUCAGUUAAUUCUGCCUACAUUCACUUUUAAAAAGUUUGGUGGAAACACCUUUAUUUACUAGUUAGUUAAACAAGUGUUUUGAACACUUGUCUUAUCUUUUUUUUAAAAAAAGAAAAAAGAAAAAUAGUUACCAAGAUGAGAUUCGAACACACGACGACUCCCGUGUCGGUGCUCAGAGAGGCAAAAAUUUCCAUUCUUGUAGGACACAUUUGCGUUUUAAUACAAGCUCACGAGCUUGUAAUUAAUGUGAACGCAUUUUUGCUUUAUUAAAAUGCCUUUCAAAUAAUCGUUGAAUAAAAAGGACACGUCUAAAUCAAAAUAUGUGUUUCUAAAUUCUAAAAAACCACACAUAUUGAUUAAACAUUAAAUAUAAUAAGUCGAGCAGUAUCUUCAAAUUCUCAAUAUAUGAAAAAUUCUGCAUCAUCGUCGUGAAUCGCAUCUAGUAAUAUUUCAAUAAGACUACCACUGGUAAAAGGAAGAGAGAACGUUGGUCAAAAAUACAAACAAGAACGUUAGUCGAUAUGUGUGAAAAGAACAUUUUAAUGAUUUUGAAACAGCGAAACAUAACUCAGUUUGGUCGAAAGUCAAGGAUUGAGUCAAUGAUGUUAGAUCUGAUAAAACGAUGAAACAAAUUAAAUUUAUAAAAUCAGAAUGUGUCUUUUUCCCCUUGCAGCAUACUUUCGUCGUAAAAACGUUUUGAGUUUUAUCAACAAAAAAUUUUCUUUCUCGCAUCCAUUUUAACAUCUGCUUCACUCAAUCCGGUUUUCCAAUUAAAAAAAUGAUACGCGUCUCUUAGCAAAAUACUAAUAUCGAAGCGCACGAUACGCUACUACUUUCAAUUUCCCAUAAACAAAACAUUGGCGCAACAUUAAAAUCUAAACAAACAUGGCGAAAAUUCUUAGUAGAAGAACAGUUAUCCUUCUCUUACUACGGCGACGUUUGUCAAAGAAAAGAAGGUUUUGGGUUCGAAAAUUGUUCCAAGAGAGAGAAGCAAAAGGAGAAUAUUAUCUUGUCGUUUGUGAUAUGAGAUUGCAUGAUGAAGAAUAUUUCUUCCGAUAUUUUAGAAUGAAUCCACAGCAGCUUGAAAUUCUUCUUUCCAAAGUGGGACCACAUAUUUUAAAAUCAUCUAGAAGGAAAUUUAUAGGCCCUAGUGAAAGACUCUUUCACUUUGAGAUAUCUCACAACUGGUGAUGCACAGACAACAAUAGCUGCAAAUUAUCGAAUAAGUCCAACUACUAUUGGCAGAAUAAUAGCUGAAACCUGCGCAGAAAUCUGGAAUGCACUGCUCGAGGAAUAUGUUGCGCCCCCCCCCCCCCCCCCCCAAGUCAAAAAAAGAUUGGAAAAAAAUUGCUGACGAAUUUGAGAGAAUCUGGAACUUCCCGCAUUGCAUUGGUGCGCUGGAUGGAAAACAUGUUGUUGUGCAAGCACCUGCCAAUACAGGCUCUUUGUAUUUUAAUUACAAAAAGAUGUUUUCUAUUGUCUUGAUGGCUAUUUGUGAUGCCAAUUAUUCCUUCACUAUGGUAGAUAUUGGUAACGUUGGUCGAAACAGUGACGGGGGUGUUUUUUCCAACAGUAGAAUGGGAGAAGCAUUUUUGGAGAAUAAACUAAAUGUUCCAGAGCAAGACAAAUUGAGAAGUACCAACACCUAUUUUCCAUAUUUUUUGGUUGGUGAUGCGGCAUUCCCUCUAAGGGAAAACCUCAUGAAACCAUAUCUAAAAAAGACACUGGGUCUUAAAGAAAGAAUCUUUAACUACCGACUUUCAAGGGCGCGUAGAACUAUAGAGAAUGCAUUCGGUAUUGCAGCCUCAAGAUUUUGUGUUUUAAGACGUCCAAUAAAUGCAAGAGUUCACGUUGUUAUACAUAUCACUAAAGCAGUAAUAGCUUUACACAACUUUUUGAUGGCAGGGAAGGAAUUUUACUCGGAAACUUCAAGAUAUUGUCCCAUCUGGUUAUGGUGAUACGUCUACAAAAUUGGGAGAAUGGAAGAAUGAAAUUGGGAAUACAGAUGCACUACAGUGUAUAACAAGAGCUGGGUCAAACAAUUAUUCAAAAGACGCAAAAACAAUACCAGAAAAAUAUCGUGAUUAUUUCAGUUCUUAUGAUGGUCAAGUAAAUUGGCAGUGGUCUAUGGUGACUAGUACUUAACAAAUGACAAAACAAAAACUAUAUUCAAGAAAACAGAAAGACUAUCUUUUUAAUAUAUAACUAAUAUACUUAAAAAUCCAAAAUAUAAUAAACUUGAACUGCAUAUAUAUUUUUUACUUUUGUCCAGUUUACAUUGAAACAUAAAAUUUUGUUGAACAUGUCCUUAAUCAUCAUGUUCAUAGCCUAAAAAUAUUUGCAUUAUCUUUAUUCUGGCUUCAUUUUUUGCCGCUUUGUAAGUUCACGAAACUGUUCAACAAGACUUUUGCAAAAUAAAACAUCCGAAUCAUUGUGAUCCAGCUUCUCCAUCUGUUUUAACCCCUCCUCCUGUUUGCUCUUCUUUAAAUCUGCAGCAAGAGAUUCCCUUAACAAGUCAUCAAUAUCAGUUUUCCUUUUGGACUUUUUUGUUGAAGGUGAGGCUGAAUCACAACAGAAGAAUUUAAUUGAUGUGCACUAGCAGAAUCAAAGUCAGGUUGUGUCAUAAAGUUAAUUCCAUCUAUCUGAUUUUUGGAAUUAAUCGGUAUCGGAGAGGGAGGUGGGGUAAACAAGUUGGUGUCAGUUUGUUUCCCAGAUACAACGUUAUAUAAAAAUAACAGUUCACUGAAAAAUUCACACUGGGGCAAUUUUUUGUGACCAGAUCCAGAACGUGUUGCCUGUUCUCUUUUUCUUAUGCAUCGUCGAUAAUUAUCCUUUAAUUUCAGAAACCUUUUCUGCAGUGCGGUUUCUAAAAGAAAUUAAGGAAGAUUAAUGCUUUAUUAAAUAUAUAUAAUGAAUCCAAGGUUAAGCAUAUUUUCUAGGUGUAAAACAAGUUCAAAUAAAGCUACAAUCCUGGACAAAAUAUAGUGACAAAAACCUAAAUUUUUUUCCUAAUAUCUCCCUUUUCCCCUCUAAUAUCAAUGCGUUUGAGCCAUGCGUACAGGCUGGAAAGCCAACAUUGAUGCUGGGGAAGAGGUAAUCUUGAAAAACUACAUAGUUUUUCCACAAUUUUUCUCCAGGGUUGUAGCAACUAUAUACAUCUUUGUUUGGCUAGCUACAUUUCAGUACAUUACAACAGAAAUCUUGACAAUAAAUAUCAUUUUCAUUAUUUUUACCUGGAUGUUGUAAAGCAGCUGAUAAUCUUCUCCAUGCUUCUGCUAUUUUGUACUUAUCCUUGUGAGCUUUAGAAGAUAUAUUCCAAAUACAAGGAUAUUUUCCUAUUUCGUCAGUACGAGAUGAAAGAAGGUUCACAUUGGUUUUAUUAUCAUCUUCCACUUCUUUUUGUGUUUCUUCCACUUCUUUUUGUGUUUCUUCUAUAUCAUUCGUGCUGUUGUUGGUGGUAAAAAGAGCUACUGCUUCCUGCGAGGUUUCUUGCAUAAUUUGUGACUGUCCACAACUAGAAAAUAUCCCUGAUUGAUGAAGAACAUCUAUAAAAGUUUCCACCGGUAUUUGUUGUUGCUGUGGAUUCUCAGCUAAUUUGAAUGCGGUUGUUUUACGAAAAAAGAACGCUGAUUGGCUGAUUCACUGACUGAUACUUCGUAGCACGCGAAAAAGUUGGAUUGAUUUCUACUUUAUUUGUGCACGCACAGUUUACUUUUAAAUACGCGUCUUUCAGGAUUUUUAUAAACUGCGCAUGCUCAUUGAUACGAUACGUUCCGAUACGCGUAUCAUUUUUUUAAUUGGAAAACCGGCUUCACAUGUAAAUAAACAUUUGUUAUGUAUGAUUUUAAAGCCUCGCCUCCACUUGAGCGUACAAGCAGAGAGAUCAAGCGAUCCGGGAAGCGUUUUCUACUCCCCAGUCGUCACAAGCACGAUGGAGCAAACAAAAAGGCGUAAUUUUUUUAGUUUGUAAAUGUACCCAAAAAACAAAGAUAUCUGCCGACAAAAGAAAAAGAUUUCUGGUAUUGAUCCUUAUCAAAUGGAAUUGGAAGAUGUUGAUACUUAAACUCCUAAAAAUAGAAGAUUUUGGAUGCUACAAAUAUUCAAAGAAAGUUCAUUAUAAGAGGAAUUCUAUUCCUUAGAGAAACAGGCAAGAAUGAAUUACAAUAUUUCGCAUGUCACCAAGUACGUACGAAAAGUUGUUCGAAAGCGUUGCACUGUUUUUAUUGAAACUCUUUUCCAAAAGAGAAGCCAUAAAACCUUAUUAAGUAUUAUUAAGUAAUUAUUAAGUAUUAUUAAUAUUAAGAAACACAUCAGGUAAAGUCAUGAGACAUUCAAGCAUAUGCCUAUUUGAAGGUUCAAAUUAUACAAAACAACACAACCAGAAACAACAACAACAAAAUUCAGCUCCUAUUUUCACCAUCAUGUUGGCUUUGCGACUAAGCCUUUGAAGGUUUAGAACUAAACUUUUGACAAACAACAUAUCUGCAUCAUCAUCUACUGAUUCUUUAGCUUUAAGAAGGGAGGUUGCCACUUUUACAAUCAAAUCAUCGAUUUUUUGACUUUGUUCCUUUGAUUGGUUAAUAAAAGUCUUUACCUCUUCUAAUUUUCUACGUUUUCCCACACCUAUUUUUGGUGUGGAGAGUUGUUCUUUAAUUAAAAUUGAAUCGUCAAUAGUUACGGUUGUGCAGUUGUCAUUGGCUGUAACUUUUGAUUUACCAACAGACUUGUUGUUAACGGUUACUUUUGUGUGGCUACUGGCACUACUGGUUGGAGUUUUAGGAAUAUUUACACUAUUAAAAAAGGUUCCUUCUGCUGUCUAGAAAUCUGAAUUUUCUGAUGUAGAUUUAGUAAGAGUUAAAUUACUAUAUUUUUCCCUAUUUGUAACAUUGUCCCGGAUGAAGAGCAAACUAUCGAAAUGUUGACAUCUUGGAGUUCUUUUGUAUCUUGCCCCAGACCUUGUUUGCUGAUCAAUUUUCUUAAUACAUCUCAUCAUCCAAUCUCGAAGAUUUUUCCAACGCUUUGAUAGUUCCAAUUCUAAAAAUAUAAGAAAAAAUUACAAAUGUAAUUCCCAUUUACAAUUUUUUUGUUUUGUCUGUGUUUCCGAACACCAAAAAUUUGUGUCCAAAAUUUUGAUUUUGAUUUACUGUGAUCAAAUAUCUUAAAUGCUAAGCACCAGGAGAUGAAUAAAUAGAAAGUUUUCUUGGAUAUUGAUAAAAAAAAGCUGGAAAAUAUCAUGAAAAAACAGGAAACUCUUACCAUCAUAUUCUAAUUUUGAUGCCAUCGUUUUUCAGGCUUCCUAUUUCUUGUUGUUGUCUUCGAAAGCUGUAGUGCUUGUGUCCCAGAGACACCUGUAAUUUCUCACUUCAUAUAUUAGAAGUUCAUCAUCAAUUUUUAUCUCCACUUCCAUGUUCUCUUCAGCAGUAGGAUGUAAUUCCAUUUCCUCUUCAACUCUAGCUGUAUGAAUUUCGAGCUGUGCUUCUUCUGCAAGUGAUCCAACUCCAAGUUGUAGUUGUUUCUUUUGUUUGUAAACUUCAAAUGCAUAUCCAUUAAGAUUAAUAGAUCAUCUUGAUAAUAAAGAUAUCUUUAUUUCUAUCCUUGCAAACAAAAAUUUUCUUAUUGUUUUUUUACGUUUUUGUGCAAUUUUAUUGGCGAAAACUCAGCGACAAACUACCAUGCGACAAAAGAAGAAUCCAAUCCUACUUUUGUCGUUUGAAAGUUUCGUCGCUUCGGCAAGACUGCGAAUCACUAUUGCGCAAUACCUCAUUUGCAAACCAAUAGAUCGCUCGGUCGCACCACUUGUACGCUCAAGUGGAGGUGAGGCUUAAGUUUCGUUUUUAAUUUUGUUUACAACUCUCCCUUUGACGUUAUCGGCAACUUGCUUCAAGCAUGCUUUGAUUUUAUACUAAGCAUGUUUUGUUCUAGUGUGAUAUCCCCCCCCCCCCCCCCGCACUUCUGAAUGUUGAAACGACAAAGUUGACAUUGUAAGUAUGUAUCAAAUGUUCCCAUUUUAUUUAUUUCAAAUUUUAGAAAUUUUUGGUGAUUAUAUUUCCACUAAAUUAUUUUAAUUUAAUUAUUUAUUUUUUAAAUAUUUUACUGCCUGGUAUUAAAAAAAACAAUGUUAUUUUUGUACUAAUUUCUGCAAAAACUGAAACCCGUGAAAACUAUACAGUAAGCGACAACACAGGAAGCGCAAAUUAAUUCCUCAAAUAUCGUUCAUUUGUGGUGACAUUUGUCGGCGCGAAGUAAAAACACAAAGUAUGAUUAAGAAAAGUUAAAUUGAAUAUAUAUUGAAUACAUGAUUGCUGUAUAUAUUAGUGUGUAUUUAAUUGUUGAAAUUUCAUUUAAAAGUGCUUAGCCGUUUUUACUUUUAUUGUUUACGAAAUUAAACAUUAAUUUCUUAGGAAAGUCGUGAACUAUGGUGGAAUUACGAGCUAAAGCAAACUUACAGUGACUUACUUUAUGGGCAGAAACUUCCGCAGAAAAAACUUUUUAGCCUUUUGGCCGCGAAAGUUUUUAGCUAAACCAUAUUCUAAAUUACAGAAAAUUUUCGACUCGCGAAACUGUUUUCCAUCCAAUUUUUUUUGUUUCAUAGCGAUGGCGAUUUUGAGUGGGAAUAAGGUAAAUCAACCCAGCAGAUUUUUUUCAUAUCCACCUGAUUAACCCUUUGCAUACUAUGCAUAAUAGUUCAUGGAAUGCAAUGUCCCAGGCCUAAUUUAAUUAAUAAUGUAUUAUAUAUAAAAAGUAGAAUACCUAGUGCAUUUUUGUUUAAUUUUCUUAGUAUGUACAUCAAGUUAAAAUAUUUAUUUUACAAAAAGCUAGUUUA